Oncorhynchus tshawytscha (Chinook salmon) is the source of this 5768-nucleotide messenger RNA. RefSeq names its product caveolae associated protein 2a (gene cavin2a). Gene Ontology annotation, molecular function: protein kinase C binding. The transcript has 2 exons. NCBI's taxonomy places the organism in Eukaryota, Metazoa, Chordata, Actinopteri, Salmoniformes, Salmonidae. The record is from RefSeq and is a predicted model, not a curated record. Gene Ontology annotation, cellular component: cytoplasm; caveola. The coding region runs from base 270 to 1682 and encodes 470 amino acids.
AUGGGAGUGUACAUACAACUCUUGUUCUUCUACACAGUGUAAAAAAGGGGAGGGGACAUCAAAACAAUCAAGAGAAGAGAAUCUCUGUUACCUUCUCAUUCCUCCUCUGGAGCUAGAAUCUCUGUUACCUUCUCAUUCCUCCUCUGGAGCUACUGAAAACAGCAACAACAACAACCACCAACUGACUGAGACUUUUCACAUAUCAGAACUAGACAGUUCACAUUCUCCCUCUUCAAAACACGACAUUUAACCCCCUCCACCCUGUGGCCAUGGGAGAAGACUCGUCGCACGCCGAGCGCCUCAGCAACAGCAGCAGCAUUUUGGUCAACCCCCAGCAGUACCAUGCACAGCAAGACAACAUAGACCUCCUGGUGCCCAGCUUCAGCCCCAGCUCGGCUCCCUCCUCCCCCACUGACACCCUCUCCAAGUUGGGCUUGAAAACCCCCGGGAGCCCCGGAAGUCCCACCAGUCCCAUGGCCAGGGAUCAGGUGAGUGCCAUCACAGUGGUGGCUCUACUCGACAAGCUGGUCAACAUGCUGGAGGCGGUGCAGGAGAACCAGCUGCGCAUGGAGCAGCGCCAGACUGACCUGGAGGGCGCCGUGCAGGGGGUACAAGGCGACGUGACUCGCCUGUCCAAGAACCACACCAGCACGUCCAACAGUGUGAGCAAACUGCUGGAGCGCUCGCACAAGGUCAACACCCACAUGAAGGAGGUGCGGGAGCGUCUGGACAAGCAGGCGUCGCAGGUGAAGCGGCUGGAGGCCAACCAUGGACACCUGCUCAAGAGGAACCAUUUCAAAGUACUCAUUUUCCAGGAAGACAACGAGAUCCCCUCCAGCAUGUUCAUCAAGGACUCCCCCAAGACCCGCCAGGCCAGCCAGCUUGAGGACGACGCCCCUGCGGCACCUGCCCCUUCUGUCACCGGCAUAGAUGCUAACCUCUCUCAGGAGGAGGGUCUCCAUAACAUCAGCCUGUACUCCUCCGACAAUGACACCGGGGGUCUCCACGAGGACGACGAAGCCCUGGAGGGAGAGGCAGAGCUGGGCCUAGAAGCAGCCCUGCCCUCCUUCGAGAGAUCCAGAGCCGACCGGCUGAAGCGCUCCAGCCUGAAGAAGGUGGACAGCCUGAAGAAGGCCUUCUCGCGCCAAAGCAUCGAGAAGAAGAUGACCAGGAUCAGCACAAAGAUCGUGCCACCAGCGAGCCGUGAGAAGAUCAAGAAAAGCUUUACACCAAACCACCCUAAGAGUCCCACCGCCAAGAGCUCUUCUUUCAAGGUGUCGCCCAUGACGUUCAAUGUGAAGAAGUUGCGAGGCGAAGGGGAGGCCUCGACACAGCCCGGAGGCUCGCCUAGCGGGCAAGCCCACGUGGAGAUCCCUCCCUUGGGUAGCAUGGAUGGGGAUCUGCCCCUUGCCGAGGUGUACUCCCAGGAAGGGCUGGGUGUGGAGGGGGGAGAGGAGCUAGCUAGUCCUUCUACCCCUGGGAGCGUGCAGGCCGAUUUGACCAUCAAUGGUGAAGCGGGGAGCCUUGAGUGUGAUCUGACCAUCGAUCGUCAACCGGGGCUUGCUCUCCCGGAGCAUGAUGACGAUAUGGGGGAGGAGGAAGAGGUUUAUGAUGAGGUAGAGGAGCAGGAAAGCCUGGUGGAGGUAAAGGACCCCAUACCUGCUGUAGAGCAAGCUUCAUAAUCUCAUCCCUCUCAACUUUUGCUCCUGCACAUUCCCUGGGUAUUUUAUGUUAACAUGCCAAAACUGUAGUCAUCCCUCCAUCUUUCUAGCCUAUCAAUUUCUAAAAAAUCUCAAGCCCCAGUGCUAACGAUAUGGAGCCCCUAAGCAUUCCUGGCCCUCCAAUGCCUCCAGCCCUGCAUGUACGAUUGAUCCAGGAGAUCCAUGGACAUGUCCCAGAUCACCAAGCUUCCAUUUCAGAGAUCCUGAUUUAUCAAGAGUGAUCAAGAUAUCCUGCAUCAGUUGCUCCUGCCUGGUCUUUGGGGCUACCUUAGGAAAAGAACCAGCAAGCCAAGGGACUAUAACUCACCUUCCCAACUGGAACCUAGGCUUCUGAACAGCACAUCUCCAGGAUGCUGAGCCAACUCACUCUCUCUGUUUAUCUGUCUUUGCAUGGGCCUCUCAGUCUGACGGAUAGUCUCUUUGUUCUCCUGCCUCACUUGAAUGCCGGUAAAUCCUUGGCAAAGAGGGUAAAGCCCACAGCUUGGGAAUGGUAGCCCAUUGCCAGGUUGUCUGGGCAUUGGUAUGGGGCGGUAGCUAUGUUUCUAAAGCAAGGUCGGUGUAAGGCUGAGGUUUGUGACAUAUGCAUUUGACCCAGGUCUGGAUGUAACCAUAUAACCCGAGUGCAGGGUAAAAAUGGAGCCAUAGCAUUUAGGCAAUUUCAUGCCAUUCCUACUUUAGUUCAUUUAUUUGCCAUAAUAUAUAUACUCAUCAGACCUCUCAUGACAAAAACAGCUUGAAAAACACAGCUUGAACGUGGUAAGUGGUUAAGGGAGGGUAAGUCGAUAUUUCUGUAUUAGGGUAAGGUCUACUGGGAGCACUAUUGAGACAGAGGAUGACUUGGGACCUUAAGGCUCUACAAACUGGGACUUUCCUAAACACCCUAUAUCAGGGCAAUCAUGAUCUUACGUUUAUGUAUAUAUUUGAUUAUAGGGAGUUAAAUAUCAGUAGGCAUAACGACUAUAUAUAAAAUCAUAUUUGAGUAUGGUCACCUGACUUUCAUAAAUAUACUGUAAAAAUUGUAAUGGAGUUGAUUACGUGUGCAUUCGGUGCACCUAAAGUUAGCAUAGCACUCACAUAACCAAUGUUGACACAUUCCUAUAUGGUUGAAACACACAUGCACACAAACACUAGAUUAACUAGCACACAGUUACAGAGGCACCCACAAAGACAAUCAAACACACACUCAUACACGCACGGAAUUCUUCAAACUUACACAGGCUGUUGUGGGUAAUUGCCAUGCUGGAGUGAGGAAUUCCUGUUUUGGAAGCCCUGUUGAAAAAAAACAGCAUAGACCAGCAUAGGCUGGUGACCAGCCUUCAUUGUUUGGACACUGGUCACCAGCAUUCCAGCAUAUGGUGACCACCCGCAAAACCCGCAUCAAGUUACGUUAUGCUAGCUUUGCAAAGUGAUGUCUAAUUCCUAAUGGAAUCCAGCCUGAACGGGGAUAUCCAACAAUUUGAAUGUUUAUUCACCCACGAUUUGCAUUCAGAAUGAUUGCCAGGGUUUUGCCCUCAAAACAUCAAAUCAAGUUUUAUUUAUACAGCACAUUUCAGACAUGGAAUGCAACGCAAUGUGCUUUAUUUUGGGGAUGAUAAUAUAGGUGAAAUAUUUACUACACAACAAACAUAAGAUAAAAAAAACUAAAGAAUGGCACAAAAGAAACCAAUGGCUGUGCUGUGUAGGCAGUUCAGGAGGAGAGUCAAAGGCUUUUUCUAAAAAUGAUUUUUGAUUAGGCCUAAUCCAAAAAUGCACUCCUGCGUGCAGACUAUCCUAAAGCUUUUGUUCUGUUCAGUUCAGUUUGAGAAGGAGAGCUCAAAGAUGACGAGGACCAGAGGUCAACUUUGAUUGCUUGCUACUACUAUAAUUUAUUUUAUUAAAAACAAUGUUACUUUUCCAUUCUGAAAGCGUAUUGAGUUAUUGGCCUCACAAUCAGCCAGAUUCGAUUGUGGUGACUGAAACUUGAAACAGCAACCGUGGCACAAUCAAUUGGAAAUUGACAGCUAAUGGUGCUGAAAGUAGGCAAAUUUGAGUAGGCAUAAUUAAUUUGACUUUACUAACAACAAGAGGGCUUUGUGUUGGAGCCUAUUUAUUCAUAUUUAAGAAAUAAGUGGUAGGCCUACCUGUUUGGCAGAUUAAAUUAGGCAAUAGGCUGCUAAUAUAGAUAUAUUUGUCAGUCAAUUCCAUGUCAGUGAAGGGGAUAUGAGGGUAUGCCAUAGCCCUACUUUUUAUGAAAGAAAAUGGCAAAAAGCACAAGCUUACCUCUUGUUAGUUUAAUAUUUUAAAACUGAUCUGAUUAUAUAACGUGAUAUAUUAGAGCGCUUUGGUCCUUGAUGCUUUACAAUAUGCAUUGUCUCGUGUCUUUGACAUUCAGAGGCUGAGACACAACCUUCUAUAGCCAAGGACCCAAAAAAUAUACUUUGCUUGGGAAGUAAUUCUAAUUCUCUCUAUCAAUUGAUUAGGCGAUUCACUUUCUGUACAAUAAAUGUUUAAACCCAGACAACUUUUAGGGAAACCGUUGUGACCAUCUCUCGUUGGGUUAAGCCACAGAAAAGGGCUAUUUUUUUCUCAGACCUGCAAAUACGAUGAUAGAUUCAUGCAAUGCUUUUACUAUAAAGGAGAUCUUUCCCCCCCUACUCUCUUCCACGGUGGUCUAUGAACCCACAACCUUCUGGCCAGCAGCUCUUGUGGGCUAUCAAAAUUCCUGCAUUGCCAUGUAAUGCUUACAGGAAGAAGAACACUUUCUAAAACUGUUUCUAGAAGGCUCUGGUCUUUCCAAGAUGUGAGGAUAAAUGGUAUAGACAUGUUCUCCGCUAUCCACUUUGUUUAAAUUAUUAUUAUUAUUUGGGGUAUAAGGGUGAUUCACUUUUUUUCAAGCAUUCAGGGAGGGUUGAAUUGAAAUGUAACUGAUGAACUGUCCAUAUUCAUUUUAGAAAGAUCCCAUUUUCUCAAUGUAACCCUUACUACAAAAUAAUGUUCACCACCUAAACUGGAACAGUUUCAGUAACGGGUGAAAUAAGUUCAACUAAGAUAUUGGGUUAGUAUGUAUGUUAUGUAUCUUUGUGUAGCACAAGAUAAAUUAAUUGAUUAAUUAAAACAAUCAAUGUACAUGCAAAAACACAGAUAUUGAAACAAACUAUUCUAGAAAAUCAAACUGCAAUAUAGCAUGCUGGGAAAUAUGAUAAUGAUGACCAUAGUUUAGCAGACCAGCUUGUCCAGCUAGACCAUGCUGGACCAGCAUACACUCCCAAGAAGAAGAAAAAGGUUAUUUGCCAGGGCUUAGGGUAAUUUUAUUUUUCAUAUUAAGAAUUCCCUAUCCACAGUGUUUUCCUUUUAUGCCAUGAAAUGCUACACUGUUGCAAAGUUCCUUUAAUUGCAUGGUACACUAUAGGCUACUGAUUGCAGUGAAAGGAAGGUAAACAACAAGUUACUGAAUUUCUACAGCUGAAUGAAGGUGUUAAUGCUGUAAAAGGACAGUAUGCUGGCUACCUAAGACUAUACCUCACUUGAGAUUUGAACUCAAACUCUUUGUUGCUAAUGACCUGAACUUCCUGCUACACCACCAGCUCUAUGUGCAUGACAGAGCUUGGCCACAGAUUUAAAUGGCAAGAACACAGUUCUGUACACUGCUAGAAGCUGCCCAGAAUCAAGUCAAUAAUUUCAUAAUUAUCUGACAACACCAAUGUGAAAAUGUCAGUACUCAGGGACACUUAAUGUAAUGUGUCCAUAAAUGCUUUGGGGAUUUGAACUUAGAGGCCUUUAGGUAGAAGUGCAUUAAUGUUUCAGCAGUGCCACCAGGUACAUCUUUGGUACCAAGAUGUACCUUGAUGUACAUUCAGAAAGUAUUCACACCCCUUGACCUUUUCUCCAUUUUGUACAGCCUGCAUUUUAAAUGGAUUACAUUGUGAUUUCUUUUGUGACUGGCCUAACACAAUGCACCAUAAUGUCAAAGUGGAAUUAUGUUUUUACGUUUUUUUACAAAUUCAUUACAAAUUAAAAGCUGAAAUGUUUUAAGUCAAUAAGUAAAUCAACCCCUUUGUUAUGGCAAGC